Molecule: messenger RNA, 982 nt
Organism: Mollisia scopiformis
Lineage: Eukaryota; Fungi; Ascomycota; Leotiomycetes; Helotiales; Mollisiaceae
Product: PRP38-domain-containing protein
Exons: 1
Coding region: 103-891 (262 amino acids)
Cellular component (GO): precatalytic spliceosome
Source: RefSeq, a predicted model, not a curated record
CCACAAACACAACACUAUUCUUCUCGACUUCUCCUCAACUUACAUCCAACUACCUACAUACGUACAGCAAAUCUCAAGAACUUUUCUCCAACGUCUGCAGCCAUGGCGACUCAUCGCGCAGAUGAAAAACGCUUCCUCGACGAGCGCGGCUCCUCUGGUCCCCUCGCCCCAAAUGGACUCAACCCCGCCACAAUAAUGGAAAAGCCUGUCCGCGAACGAAUCGUCGACUGUUACUUCUGGAAAGACCAAUGUUUCGCCGUCAACGAAGCCGAUAUCGUAAACCGAGUUGUGGAUCAUGUCCAUUUUAUCGGGGGAACAUACGGAGAUGCGCAACGACCGUCGCCGUUCUUGUGCUUGGCGUUCAAGUUACUACAGUUGGGGCCUGGUGAUGAUGUUUUGAGGGAAUACUUGGAGUUUGGGGGUGAGAAGUUUAAGUACUUGAGGGCGUUGGCACUGUUCUAUGUGCGGUUGACGAGGCAGGCGAAGGAUGUUUAUUUGUUUCUUGAGCCGUUUCUCAAGGACUACAGGAAGCUGAAGAGAAGAGGCAGGACGGGGACAAGUUUGACAUUUAUGGAUGAGUUCGUGGACGAUCUACUGGUGAAGGAGAGGGUUUGUGGUACGACGCUUUGGAAGAUGCCGAAGAGAGAAAUACUGGAAGACUUGGAUGUCUUGGAACCUCGAAUCAGUCCGCUGGGUGAUAUCGAGGAUCUGCUGGAGAGUGAUGUGGAAGAGGCUGAUGGGAGAAAUGGGAGAGAGGAUAGUGAGGAUGAUGACAGACGAAGGGCAAGUCCUGGUUCUGAAUUUGGUGAAGUCACGCCUGAGAGAGAUGCUAUGGACGUUGACGAAGGUGAGAAAGAAGUUGCCAAUGGUAACGAUCAUGAUUCAUCAUGAUCUCAAUUGUUAUAUCUUUCAGGCGAACGGCGUUCGGGAAAUGGUCGGAUGGUAUGUGGGAUAUACCCUUGUCUCAAAGCUGUAUCUCUGG